AUGCGUCUCCAGUAUGCCGUAGUCGUGGCUGCUGCUGCUCUGGCCGCGAGCUCCGAAGGACUUCAGGUCCUCCCCAAUUCGGCCAAGUCCACGUCGCUGCGAGCAAGCGCUGAAGCUCGGUACCCGCCUUUCGUCGAGGGCAAGGGAGACCGCUUCUUGGUUAGCGAAGGCAAUCAGGAAUGGUCGACUCAGACCCAGAAGGGCUACGAGUUCUCGCCGCUGCAGGAGCAGGACGACGUGCUGCAGCAGAACGACGAUGAGUACGAAGACGACAGCGACUCGAGCUCACAGAGCGAGAGCGGCUUCGAUGACGAGGCCAGGCUCUUCGGGAGGAAGAAGAAGAAGAAGAAAAAGAAGAAACACGAAGCCACCGAGACACCAACGCCCACACCGACGGCGACUCCAGAGGGAAUGACCGCGACUCCCACCCCAGCGCCUACUACGGAGGAGCCAAGCGGCUGGAGGAAAUUCCUUGCCUGGUACAGGCGACAAACCGCUGAUUAA
Messenger RNA from Phytophthora sojae, 504 nucleotides. It is a transcript of the gene Avh1b-109, whose product is annotated as Avr1b-1 avirulence-like protein. Bases 1 to 504 code for a protein of 167 amino acids. The transcript has a single exon. The record is from RefSeq and is a predicted model, not a curated record. Lineage: Eukaryota; Oomycota; Peronosporomycetes; Peronosporales; Peronosporaceae.